AUGCUACACGUUCGUCCCAAAGCCUUGGUCAAGUACCCGCAAAAGAACGGAUAUGUACCUCCAUCACAAAAGAUCACCGAAUACAAAACACCUACGGAACACACGACGGUGACGGAAGAAUUCGCCAUGUUUGAAUAUGAACAACGGCGGCCGCAAAAGCACGAGACGACAAGGCUGGUGACACCACCUCCAGCGAAGCGCUUCCAGCAGGCUCACCGGCAGGAAGAGGAGCAUCUGGAACGGUACGACAUGGAACAGCAACAGAAAGCUGCUGGUCAUCCUCCUCACUUCACCCAAACGCUCGUUUCGGCUGUCGCUGCUGACGGAGACACGGCCAGAUUUGAGGGUAUUGUGACAGGUUGGCCUGCUCCUACUGUGGAAUGGACCAAAGACGGUGUACCGAUCACGAGAACGUCGCUUCCUGAUCUCGAUAUUAGCAAUAUUGGGGGCCGAGUCUCGCUGUUUUUCAAGAAGUGUAGCACUGUGCACAGUGGAAAGUACAUGUGUACAGCAAGGAAUGCAAGUGGAGUGGCGACGAGUAGUGCCCAACUGGUAAUAAGACCAAAAACCAUUGCGCCAGACUUCAUUCGACGGCUGAUCAGUGAAGAGGUGGUCGAAGGAUCCCAACUAAAAUGGACCGUCAAAGUCACCGGCGAUCCUCAACCAAAGGUCACAUGGAUGCGGGACGGCAUUGAGAUCCCAGACUGUGAUGAAGUCAGAAUAAUCGAUGAAGGCAACGGUGUGCACUCACUGGUCAUCGUUCAAACCGAAAUGGCUGACAGCGGACAAUUCACUUGCCUAGCGGAAAAUGUCGCCGGAGAGGCGCGAAGUACAGCCGAUCUCGUUGUAAGACCUAGAGGGACUGGUCCCGGCAGUUAUUUCCAUAUUACCAAAGUCACUCAGGAAAAACAGGUUGAAGGAGAACGACCAGUGCGAAACACGGCUUUCACCGUCGAGAAUCCUCCCAUCCAAAGCGCUAUGUUAUAA
Molecule: messenger RNA, 987 nt
Organism: Cooperia oncophora
Lineage: Eukaryota; Metazoa; Nematoda; Chromadorea; Rhabditida; Trichostrongylidae
Source: the annotation of a GenBank genome assembly